Messenger RNA from Penaeus indicus, 5030 nucleotides. RefSeq names its product apoptosis-resistant E3 ubiquitin protein ligase 1-like. Bases 694 to 3522 code for a protein of 942 amino acids. NCBI's taxonomy places the organism in Eukaryota, Metazoa, Arthropoda, Malacostraca, Decapoda, Penaeidae. The record is from RefSeq and is a predicted model, not a curated record. The transcript has 16 exons. Gene Ontology annotation, biological process: negative regulation of apoptotic process; protein polyubiquitination. Gene Ontology annotation, molecular function: protein binding; ubiquitin protein ligase activity. Gene Ontology annotation, cellular component: cytoplasm.
CUCAGCUGAUUGAGGUCGUCUCUUCGCAUCGAUUGUGCAGGAUCUUGGAAGAUUAUUUUAGCAGCAUGAAGGGCAAUAAUGGUGAAACAAGCAAAAGUUGAUGCUCCUUAUUUUGAAGAUGAACCUGUCUUCCGUUCUUAUGCCUUGGUCUUCAGGCCAUAACGUGUGAAACACAAUACAUGUUUCUGAUCUAUGUUUUAAUAUUGUCUGUCAGAUUGCAGAAGUGACGUACUUCUGACCAUGGCUGAGGCUGAUAGUUUUUAAGAAGUGUUAAUGAUUGAGAUCCCAGUUGCCUGUGUAAAGGAGAUUGAUUACUGAUUCUUUGACUUUUAUCUGUAUAUGCUCAAAGUUAACCUUGAAUAAGGCUGUGUUAUUGCUCACAAAGUUUACUUCAAGUAUGGAAAUUAUUUAAUGAAAUUAUUUUGGUGUCCUGUAAUUCAUAAGAAUAUAAGAUAUAUUUAAUGUUGAUAAUAAAGAAAAACACUAAGAGAGAGGAAAAGCCACAGUAAGAAAAUUCCUAACAAACAAAAUCCCAAUAAGCAGAACUUCGAAAUAAAAACGAAAGAAAAUAGCCCGGUGAAUUUGAAAUAAGAAAACAGCUGACAUGGCUGAUUAGGCAAAGUGCAGUCGAAAGACAGUAGAACGAAAACCAGCCCACGUUAUUCACCCGACCCGUCUGAGACCUUCUUGAAGAUGGUGGAACUAACCAACGUCUGCUUUGUGGUGGUGACGGCCAUUGCAAUCAUAACUCAGAUCAUGAUUCCUGCAAUUAGAGGUCCCAUGGCACGCCUCCAGCCUGACCUAGCCCUGUGGUUGGAAGAGCAGUCGUUGGAGAAGUAUGCGGGACUCUUUUUCGACGCAGGGAUAUGGAGAUUAGUGGACGUUGUGGAGAUGGGGCCCCUGCGAGGGCUGCCCCUGGCCGAGCAAGAGCGGACUGCAAUCGCCGUCUUCGACCUGAAGCAACGACUCAUUCUGCGACACUUCCUGAAGAAACAUGGCACCGAGUCGGGACUUCCAAGGCUGGAGACUCUAGGCAUACGUACCCUAAAGGAGGCUGUGUACAUGGUGGAUGCAUUUCCGCUUGAGUUUAAUGAUGAUAAGGACGACGGCCUGAACAGCCUCCUGCAGAGACUCCCGAGAGACAAAAAGGAAAUGGAAGUCUUGUCCGAUGAACUGUGGUCGGAGAUUGCAUCGAUGUAUAACCUUCCGAGCUCUCGAGGAUGGGGCAUAGCCUAUGUGUUAUGUGCGGUGGGGGCGGCGCUAAGCGGGUGGGCGUGGUGGGUGAUGACGCGUCGCUCGGCACCCAAGCCUGGCCUCCUCCACCUGUUCACGGGCAAGUACCUCCACCCGCAGCGCUGCUCGACGACCUUCCACUGGGACGACCCUUCCACCGUCGGCACCACUGUGGCCUUCACUGUCCAGUUUUUCCAGCGAAAUGGACGACCGUACCCGAUUAGUGAUGCUGACGGCGUCUUGGUGGAGAUAACACAAGGAAUACAUAAGGUUGGGGUAGUGACUGAAUUAGGAGGCACCGGUGAUGCACAGAUCAACACUGCAAGAUGCAAGUUCACUGCCCGUCAGGCCGGACAGUACAAGAUCUCCAUCCUCCUCGCCAACCAACACAUCCGCGGCAGUCCCUUUGUCAAGAACUUUUUGCCAGGACCCCCAGACCCAAGCAAAACUGUGAUGGUGCAACACAGCUCAACAGUUGUGUGCACAGCCAACCAGCCUCACCACAUCCUCAUAGAACCCCGUGACCAGUACCACAACGUCUGCUCCUUCCCCCCCGGACAAGCGGACACUAGUAACUACUCUAUUUCCAUUGUCGAGCUGGAAGGGGGAUGGACAGUUGAUGCCGGGAGUAGCAUUGUCUACGAUCACACAACGCGUCGCAUCAGUAUCCAGGUCACCCUCAAACGUCCAGGCUGCUACCGGGCGCACCUGACUUACUGCAACACCACCCUUACCAAUGGCAACUUUGACAUUAUUGUUUUAACUAGUGACGAUGCGUUGCGUGUCCAGAAGACAGUGAUGAGAAGAGUUCAUGAGGGAUAUGAAGCCCGGCUUCUAACUCAAAAUGGAUCUCAUCUUACCAAGCCAAAAAAAGUGUAUUGUUACGUCACCCCAAAGCAGUUGAUCAUCAAGGAGUUCCUGUUCCGUCUCAUACCAAAGCGGGUGUGCACGUUCCGCCUCUGCCCAUCCACCAAGUUCCACUUCACCGGCACCAGCAACCAGAUCGGGCUUCCAACCAUGAGCAUAGAUGAUGGUUGUCAGCCGCUGGUGUUCCUGGCUGCCAAGGACCGCAAUGUGAUAGCCUCCACCUUCACCCAGUUCAUGCUGAAGAACAUCGGAGGUUCCGAGACCUUCAAGGACAAGCAGGACCACUUUUAUCAUGAGGUGCGCAAGUACCACAGCAAGCGCAUGCACGACAGGAUUCAGAUUACCGUCUCCAGAGAGAAGCUGCUGGAGUCGUCCAUGAAGGCGACAAAGAACUUCACCGUGGCAGAUUGGUGCAAGAACUUCGAGAUCACGUUCCAGGGGGAGGAGGGCCUGGACUGGGGCGGUGUGAGGCGCGAGUGGUUCGAGCUGAUCUGUGCUCAGUUGUUUGACAAUAACAAUGGUCUCUUUACUAGUUUACAUGAAGGUCAACAAGCUUUAGUCCACCCAAAUCCAGACAGACCUCCUCAUCUAAAAUUAAAACAUUACGAAUUUGCCGGGAGGGUUGUAGGGAAGUGCCUAUACGAGUCAGCUCUUGGGAGUGGCUAUAGACAGACUGUGAGGGCAAGGUUCACAAGAUCAUUUCUGGCACAGCUGAUCGGGCUGCGGGUGCACUACAAGCACUUUGCUCAGGAUGACCCCGAACUGUACAAUGGAAAGAUACGGCACCUGCUAGAGCAUGGGGUGGACAAGUUGGACGAUGAACUGUUCUUCAUCGAGGAGUACAUACAUGCCACUGGACAGAUCAAGGUCGUUGAGCUGGAGCCUGGAGGAACAACCCGUCAAGUGACAAACAACAAUAGACUUCAGUAUUUAGAUGCAAUUGCGCAGUUUAGACUUUCUGCAAGAGUCCGCAAUGAAGUGGAUGCCUUCUUAGCUGGUUUAAAUGAGAUUAUUCCAGACAACCUUCUAUGCAUAUUUGAUGAAAAUGAAUUAGAGUUACUAAUGUGUGGAAUUGAGGAGUACAGCAUUGCAGACUUCAAAGCCAACCACGAGGUGAAUGGAUCAUCUCCAGAGUUUCGACGUGUACUGUACUGGUUCUGGACAGCUGUUUCAAACUUCACCGAGGAGGAGAUGGCACGACUCCUUCAGUUCACCACAGGGUGUUCCCGUCUCCCCCCCGGUGGAUUUGCUCAGCUGUCUCCCCGCUUCCAAAUCUCAGCUGCUCAUACAUUUGGUGUGCUACCCACUGCUCAUACUUGCUUUAAUCAACUUUGUCUGCCAGAUUAUGACAGCUAUGAGCAGUUUGAAAAAGCAUUACUGCUGGCUAUCAAAGAAGGAUCGGAAGGAUUUGGAAUGGUUUAGAGCCAAAGACAAGGGAUCUACUUUUUUAUUAGUCCAUUGCAGACAUGAAGAUUCUCAAGAGAAGAUUCAUGAACCUUAAAGUGCUUCUAUGGAGAUACCAUUUCUUUGACAGUAAUAUUCAGGAUUUUAUUUCUUUAGUUGAAUAUAAAAAUGCCAGUUGUAUGUCACAAUAUUAUAUUACUAGGCAACAUUGCAGGGGUUGUAGGCAAUCUCAUAAAAAAAAGAAAUGGAGGAAAAUAUUACAAAAGGAAGAUUUCCAAAGACCAAAAAGUUUUAUCACAAUGGACCACUAAGUGAAGUCAGUGCGAAGGUAUGUGUGUGUGUGUAUUUGGUGUAAAAGUACUAAAUUCUCAAUAUUCCUCACCUAUCUUCAUGGUGCCCAUAUAUAACAAAUGUUACAUAAGAGACUCACUAUUUUUUCAUUCUUUCUUUUGUUAUCAUUAUUUUUUCAUAAGACACAGCCAAAGCUUGUAAAGUUAGUACAGUAUUGUAAAAAAAAGAAUAAAAGAAAGCAGUAUGUAUUUUAUCCAUCCAAGACAGUAAUUUAGAGCAUCUGCACAGGAACCUAAUUCAGGUUAUUCCACAUGAAUUUGAAUACCUAGACUUAUCUUAAGUUGAUAGACAGAGAAAGAAAAAAAAAAGUGGAUGUGUGUAUUGCAUCCACGUACUUCUUUCUCUUCAGUGUGCAACAAGCCAUAUUUAGCAAUUCAAACAAUUGUCAGUCAAAGUGUUUGUAUCACCUCUUUUUUGAGUCCUGCACGCCUCGUAGCGCUAGAUCCCCUUCAAAUCAAAAUAAUCAUCAAAAAAGCCUGUGCAUGCUAGAAGAGUUUUGAGCCUGGAGUAUGUGAUCUCAAGUUCCAUGGGAUGUUUAAUAAGUCUAUAAUAAUGCCACCUCUACUGUAGCUUGUAAUUUAGGUUUAUCGGAGGGAAGUCUAUUAAAUUGCAGCUGUUUUGUGUUAAGGUGGUCAUCUGAAAGAUGUCUGAGGCUAUUUUUUUUUUUUUUUGUUUGUAGGUCUACACUUUUGUUAGAAGCAAGAAAGAUGUGUUUGUCAUACAUCAUGUCAAAACUAAUGAAUGGUACUGUCAUUUAGGUUAUUGUCUCUAAGAAGCAUGAUGGCACCCUUAAGAUAUUUAUUGUUUAAAAAACAUAUACAAUUCUUAUUUUGUAAUUUUGCUUAUUUGAAUAUAUGCUUCGUAUGUUUUAAAACUGCCAGUGAUUGUAAAUAUUUGUUUCUUUGAGCAGUAAAUGUGUUCAUAGUACUCUCAUUGCCUUGCCAUGUAUGAAUUGCAGUCAACGAAAUACUGCACUGUGAUGUGGGAAUAAUAAUAAUAAUAAUAUUAAUAGUAGUAAUAUAGUUAAGUUACCCCCAGAAUCUAUAGAGCAAUGGCAGGUGGUAGCCCUUCUGCAUGAUGCCCUGAAUGUAACUACAUAUGAAACUACAUAUUCAGAAGAGUACGUAAUAGUGCUUUAAUGUGGAGGCAUUAAGAUUUUUUUUUUUUUUUUUUUU